Messenger RNA from Nanorana parkeri, 2280 nucleotides. Its product is annotated as DNA repair and recombination protein RAD54-like. Gene Ontology annotation, molecular function: hydrolase activity, acting on acid anhydrides; DNA translocase activity; ATP-dependent chromatin remodeler activity. The annotation marks the transcript as partial. NCBI's taxonomy places the organism in Eukaryota, Metazoa, Chordata, Amphibia, Anura, Dicroglossidae. The record is from RefSeq and is a predicted model, not a curated record. The transcript has 12 exons. Gene Ontology annotation, biological process: reciprocal meiotic recombination; double-strand break repair via synthesis-dependent strand annealing. Gene Ontology annotation, cellular component: nucleus.
AUGUCACCUGACCCAUCACCUCGCAUGUCACCUGACCCGUCACCUCGCGUGUCCCCCGUCACCUCGCGUGUCCCCCGUCACCUCGCAUGUCACCUGACCCGUCACCUCGCAUGUCACCUGACCCGUCACCUCGCGUGUCACCUGACCCGUCACCUCGCGUGUCACCUGACCCGUCACCUCGCGUGUCACCUGACCCGUCACCUCGCGUGUCACCUGACCCGUCACCUCGCGUGUCACCUGACCCGUCACCUCGCGUGUCACCUGACCCGUCACCUCGCGUGUCACCUGACCCGUCACCUCGCGUGUCACCUGACCCGUCACCUCGCGUGUCACCCGACCCGUCACCUCGCGUGUCACCUGACCCGUCACCUCGCGUGUCACCCGUCCCGUCACCUCGCGUGUCACCUGACCCGUCACCUCGCGUGUCACCUGACCCGUCACCUCGCGUGUCACCUGACCCGUCACCUCGCGUGUCACCUGACCCGUCACCUCGCGUGUCACCUGACCCGUCACCUCGCGUGUCACCUGACCCGUCACCUCGCGUGUCACCUGACCCGUCACCUCGCGUGUCACCUGACCCGUCACCUCGCGUGUCACCUGACCCGUCACCUCGCGUGUCACCUGACCCGUCACCUCGCGUGUCACCUGACCCGUCACCUCGCGUGUCACCUGACCCGUCACCUCGCGUGUCACCUGACCCGUCACCUCGCGUGUCACCUGACCCGUCACCUCGCGUGUCACCCGACCCGUCACCUCGCGUGUCACCCGACCCGUCACCUCGCGUGUCCCCCGUCACCUCGCGUGUCACCUCGCAUGUCACCUGCCAGCAUGUGCCCAGGAGUCAGCAGGUUCAGGCUCUCAGGCCACCACGUCCUCACCUUUCUUCUCUCUCCUCAGAGGCGGAGUUUGGCUCCCAGCCAGCUGGCAAAGAGGAAGCCGGACGGUUAUUAUGAAGACGAGGACUGGCAGGAAACCAGCACCCCGAAGAGGAAGCGAAGCAACGAGAGCCGGGAGAGCCGGGAGAGCUGGAUCUCCCCCUUCCGGAAACCUCUGACACCGCCGACCACCCGACCCGUCUGCCUGGACAGCCAACAACAUGAGGCGUUUAUUAGAAGUAUAUUAUCCCGACCAUUCAAGGUGCCGAUCCCCAACUACAGAGGGGAUCUGGGUGCUCGGGCCCUUGGUAUUAAGAAGGCCGGUGUACGGAGAGCCCUCCAUGAUCCCUAUGAGGACGGCGCAUUGGUUCUUUAUGAGCCCCCCAUCCUGAGUGCACACGAUCAGCUGAAAGAAGACAAGGAGAAGGUUCCGGUCCACGUUGUGGUCGAUCCUUUGCUGGGAAAGGUCCUCCGGCCCCAUCAGAGAGAGGGAGUGAAGUUCCUGUGGGACUGUGUAACCGGAAGACGCAUUCCCGGGAGUCACGGCGCCAUCAUGGCGGAUGAGAUGGGACUGGGGAAGACCCUUCAGUGUAUCGCCCUCAUGUGGACUCUCCUGCGGCAGAGCCCGGACUUCACACCGGAGAUAGACAAGGCCAUGGUGGUGUGCCCGUCCAGCCUGGUGAGGAACUGGUACAACGAGGUGGGCAAAUGGCUGGAGAGCCGGAUCCAACCCCUCGCCAUCGACGGCGGCUCCAAGGAGGAGAUCGACCGCAAGCUUGGUAUGACGGUGACUCUGAUGGUCCUCUCUGGUUGUAGGUGUCUGAUCAGGAGGACGUCUGACAUUCUCUCCAAGUAUCUGCCGGUGAAGGUGGAGCAGGUGGUGUGCUGCAGGUUGACGCCGCUGCAAUCUGAACUGUAUAAAUGCUUCUUAAAGCAAGUGACGCCGGCAGAGGAACUGAACGAAGGCAAAAUCAGCGUUUCCUCCUUGUCCUCCAUCACUUCACUGAAGAAACUGUGUAAUCGGAAGAUGUUGGUCCUGGACUAUAUCCUGGCGGUGACGCGGAGCUGCGGCAGCGACAAGCUCGUCCUCGUCUCCAACUACACGCAGACUCUGGACUUGUUCGAGAAGCUUUGCAGAGCGAGAAGGUAUCUCUAUGUACGUCUGGACGGGACGAUGUCCAUAAAGAAGAGGGCAAAGGUCGUGGAAAGAUUCAACAGUCCCUCGAGUCCGGAGUUUGUCUUCAUGCUCAGCAGCAAGGCCGGGGGGUGUGGCCUCAAUCUCAUCGGAGCCAACCGAUUGGUCAUGUUUGACCCGGACUGGAAUCCAGCCAAUGAUGAGCAGGCCAUGGCGCGUGUGUGGCGGGAUGGGCAGAAGAAGACCUGCUACAUCUACCGGCUGCUCUCG